CUUUUGGAUUCAAAUCCACUUGGAGGCUUUUAUUUUAUUUUUAAUUUGUACAGUUGUUUUUUUAACCUGAAAAAUGUGUUCUGGUGGUUGCGCAAAGUGCUUGGGCAUUACCCUUAUACCACUAGCCGUUCUGUGUUUGCUGGCUAAUAUAUUAUUAUUUUUCCCUGGAGGAAAAGUUGCUGAUAAAAAUGAACAUAUCUCAGAUGAAGUCUGGUACUUUGGAGGAAUAGUGGGCUCUGGAGUUCUGAUGAUUUUUCCAGCACUGGUGUUUCUGGGUCUAAAGAACAAUGACUGCUGUGGCUGCUGUGGCAAUGAGAGCUGUGGGAAAAGGUUUGCUAUGUUCACCUCUAUAAUAUUUGCUGCCAUUGGCUUUGUUGGAGCAGGCUACAGCUUUAUUGUUUCAGCAGUUGCCAUUAAUAAGGGACCAAAAUGUCAAAUUCUCAGUGGAGAAUUUGUAUAUCCAUUCAAUAGCGGAGACUACUUGGGAAACACGACUAUCUGGAAUGUUUGUCAAGGACCUGGUGAUAUUGUGACAUGGAAUUUGACUCUCUUCUGCUUGCUCCUAAUAAUGAGCGGUGUUCAAGCCGUACUCUGCGCCAUUCAAGCUAUCAACGGACUCAUAGGAACAAUCUGUGGGGACUGCAAAUGCUGUGGAUGUUGUGGGGGUGACGGUCCUGUUUAACACUACUCCAAUUCUCAGUAAAUCCGACAGCAGUCUCUUCAUCAAGUAUGGAGAAGAUUUCUGUGCAGGAAUCCAGUACCUCCAAUGAACACUAUGCCAGGAAGAUUAAGGAUGAUGGACAUUCAGCUCUGACUAAAUCUUCAGUCAUUUAUACAGACUGUUUAACUAUCCAAUUACUGCAGCACUGCAGAUCGUGCCACCUUGUUUGCGCAUUAAAGUCAUUCCUUUUUUCCAUCAGUAAUAACUGAACAACUUGGUUCCAUUUAACUCCAGCAUGUCGGCCAGUUCCAGUGCAUGUAUUAUUGCAUCCCAGUUUGGUGAGAGGGAACGUGCCUCGCAAUGCUGCUUUUAGAACGGAUAAUAUUUAUUGUUUCACUUUUAUACUUCCCAAGGUUUACCUUAUUGAAGUAAAUUGCCCAGCAUAGGGCAGCAAUGGCUGGAGUUUCAAACCAUUGCUUUACCAGAAAUUGCUCUGGAAACAUUAUAAGCAUGUCCAAAUUGCAGAUAUAAUGUCAGCCCCACGGAUUAAACGCUAUCAAUUCGCAUAUUUUUUUGAUUGGCUUAUUCCCUGAAAAAUACAUUUUAACACUCAAAUGUGUUUUUAAAAAUAUGCCUGAAAGAAGCAACAUUAUUUAUGUAUGCAAAUAAUAUAUGAUCAAUAAAGAAAUGUUUUUUCCA
Xenopus tropicalis (tropical clawed frog) is the source of this 1360-nucleotide messenger RNA. RefSeq names its product transmembrane 4 L six family member 4 (gene tm4sf4). Lineage: Eukaryota; Metazoa; Chordata; Amphibia; Anura; Pipidae. The record is from RefSeq and is marked provisional. Gene Ontology annotation, cellular component: membrane.